Molecule: messenger RNA, 1867 nt
Organism: Neoarius graeffei (lesser salmon catfish)
Lineage: Eukaryota; Metazoa; Chordata; Actinopteri; Siluriformes; Ariidae
Gene: hoxc6b
Product: homeobox C6b
Exons: 2
Coding region: 472-1134 (220 amino acids)
Biological process (GO): anterior/posterior pattern specification; regulation of transcription by RNA polymerase II
Cellular component (GO): nucleus
Molecular function (GO): RNA polymerase II cis-regulatory region sequence-specific DNA binding; DNA-binding transcription factor activity, RNA polymerase II-specific
Source: RefSeq, a predicted model, not a curated record
AGAGAGAGAGAGAGAGAGAGACUGAAUAAUAGGUCACCUUCCAAAAUAUACAAUCUGAUGUUAUGGGAGAGAAGAUCGAAAUUUUCGACUUCAUUUCUUUUUUCCCCUCUCUCUCUCUUUCCAUAAUCAAGUCUUUCAUUGGAUGAUGUGUGGUCAGCUGACCCAGUCAUCUCUGUCCAUCUUAGAAAGGAUGCUUUGAAAACACGUUGAGCUGCGCGCGUGCAGUCUUUUAUUGGUGUCUCGAAAUAAAUUAGACAUCAUACAGCAGUGGCAUUAAAGGAAAAAAAGAAACAAAGAAAGACUGCAAAAAAGAACGGAAGAAAGAAAGAAAGCGUGAGUGAGGGAGGGAAAGAAGGAGGGAGGGAGUAAAAUAGAGAAAGAGAGAGAUCAGAGAAAGUAAGAGAGGGAGGGAAAGAGAAGAAGAGAGGUUUGGAGUGAGAGAGUGAGAGAGGGAGAGUGAGAGUGGACGGUAUGAAUUCCUAUUUCACCAACUCGUCCCUCUCGUGCCACUUGACCGGAGCUCACGAGGUUUUGCCCAACGUGGCCCUGUCCAACUCGAGCACCUACGACCCAGUGGUCCGCCAUUUCCCGUCGUCCUAUGGCGCCGCUAACCGGAUGUACCGUGCGCCCUUUUACCCGCCGCAGGAAGACGUGAUGUUCGGCGCGAGCCGCGCGCCCUACGACUACGGGUCCAACGCGUUUUACUCGGAUAAAGACGCGAUUUCCGGUUGCAGACAAAGCUUUGCCCAGGACUUCACAACCUCGUCGUUAGAGCAAUGCAGAAGCGCGUGCCAGGAUCCAAAAAACACCAGCAUACAGAUUUAUCCCUGGAUGCAAAGGAUGAACUCGCACAGUGGUGUGGGUUAUGGCUCUGACAGGCGCAGAGGUCGUCAGAUUUAUUCUCGAUACCAAACACUGGAGCUGGAGAAAGAGUUUCACUACAACCGAUAUUUAACCAGGAGGAGAAGAAUCGAGAUCGCCAACACGCUGUGUCUGACCGAGCGACAGAUUAAAAUCUGGUUUCAGAACCGCAGGAUGAAAUGGAAGAAAGAGAACAAUCUGAGCUCCACUCUGAGCGAACAGGAAACACCGAAAGAGGAGACAGAAGAAUCCACUAAUGACACAAAGGAGUAGAGAUUUUUGUUUUGUUUUUUUGCAUCAGGCACGUUGUACAGUAUAAACAUGAAACUACCUAAAAUAAUUGUGCCAUAAUUGUGUGAUAUUUCAUACAUAUAUAUGUAUAUUGAAAAAUAUGGUUAAAAAAGACUACCUAUCAAUCAAACUACCUGAUGAAAUUUGCCUCACAAACUCUUAAGUGUUGUCAGUGUGGCUUUUCCAAGUAAAUCUAUACUCCAAGUAUUCAUCAUAUAGAAGAGUAGGAUUAUAUAAACACUGACAUUACACACCGAAUUUUGUUACGGAUUAAAUUCUGAGGGAAAACUGACAAAUUGUUAUAGUUCAUAAUUAUCUAUGCAUUUGCAUAUAUGGAAAGUAUGUUUAUAUGAAAUUACUUUGCCUUAGUUGCUGAACGCCAUGAGACAACAACAACAACAACAACAACAAUAAUAAUAAUAAUAAUAAUAAUAAUAAUAAUAAUAAUAAUAAUAAUAAUAAUGGACUAUAAUUGUGUGCCUCCUUCAUCCAUACAAGAAAUUGUUUGGUUAUAUAAAACUACCUACUGAACUGGUAUCAUUUUUAAAUAAACAUCAACAUGUAUCCUCAAACUGUGUCACUUACUGUAUGUACAUGUGUUUGAGAUUGCACCAGCAUUAACAAUAUUACAUUCAGAUUAUCAUCAUGAUAAACCCCUGAACACAUCACUUACUGCUGAAAUCUCAAAAAGUCAAAAACAUUAUUCAACUAUGUG